Molecule: messenger RNA, 7623 nt
Organism: Xiphias gladius (swordfish)
Lineage: Eukaryota; Metazoa; Chordata; Actinopteri; Istiophoriformes; Xiphiidae
Gene: ankrd12
Product: ankyrin repeat domain 12
Exons: 13
Coding region: 704-6556 (1950 amino acids)
Cellular component (GO): nucleoplasm
Molecular function (GO): protein binding
Source: RefSeq, a predicted model, not a curated record
GGCCGAAAGGGGGAAUUGACGCAAUCGGUUCAUUAAUGAAAACUUUGGCCAAAGUGUGCGGCCGUGCUCGGAAGAAAGAAAGGAAGACGGGGACAGCCAUUCCUCCGUCAACCUCAGCCGCGAUCUUCGAGAAAGUUCGCACUGACCGCAACACAGCAACGGAAAAGAUGACGUCAAGUGCCCAUUACUGUUCUCCCUCUCCAGUCCUUUCAGACCAGAUUCACACGACAAAAGCCGUCUGCGCACGUCGCAGACGCCACUAGCUGACAAAAUAUGAAAGCGCAGAGAAUACUGUUAACAAUAAAGGCGCGUGUUUAUUCGCAGCAUCGCUAAAAUGAAAGUUAAAUCGUUUGACACAUACCCAUCUACAGUAUAUCCAGCAGACGGAGACCUUAUAAGCUCGGUGGGGCUCAGGCGGUCACAUGACUGUCCCCGGCCAAUGGGAACGACGCUUGCAUGUUUUGCUAGGCUUUUCUCGGAGAGGACGGGCGACGAACGGCUGGGAUGUUUUCAAAACCAGCGAUGAACGUCACACAGCCGUAGGCUACGGUUAACGUCCAAUAUUUAGGAAAUAACUGUUUAUAUAGCGCAAUAUUCACAUAUAGCAAAACCCGAAUGAGUCGAUUGGAACGUGUAACCUCGAUUAAAGGUGCAUGAUGACCCUACUGUGCUGUAGCUGUCACAGCUAGUCAGGUGCCGCACCAUGGCCAAACCUGGGAGCGACAGAGAUGGAGCCAUGGUGGAUAAGCAGGCAGGGAAGAAGAGCAAAGACAAGUUGUCCCCUUUCACUAAAACUCCGAAGCUGGAUCGGAGUGAAUUGCUGGGGAAGGAAGGGAAAACCAAGUCUUCCAUGAAGCGCAAGCUCUCCUUCACCACCAGCCCGCCCCGGACAGAGGAGCGAGACUCGGACACCGAUGACUCAGACCCAGGCCAGUCGAGUGAGACCUGGGGAGAGAGAUUAGUGCCUCCCUGCAGGAUAUACGCAGAUAAAGAUGGACCAGACAAGAAGAAGGUGAAAAAGGAGGCUGGGGGCAAGAAGUCCCAAGCUCCCAACCUUUUGUUUGGGUAUCCUCUGUCGGAGCGCAAACAGAUGGCUCUCCUAAUGCAGAUGACUGCCAACAGUCCAGACUCUACACCCAGUCACCCCUCUCAAACGACCCCUGUGCAGAAGAAAGUCCCCAGCAGCGCCGCAUCCCGACAGAAGGACAAGGUCAACAAGAGGAACGAGCGAGGGGAGACGCCCCUUCACAUGGCAGCCAUCCGGGGAGAUGCCAAGCAGGUUAAGGAGCUCAUUAGCCUGGGAGCUGAUGUCAAUGUCAAAGACUUUGCAGGUUGGACUCCUCUCCAUGAAGCCUGUAAUCUUGGUUACUACGAUGUGGCCAAGGUCUUAAUAGCAGCAGGUGCAGAGGUGAACACGCAGGGUCUGGAUGACGACACGCCACUCCACGAUGCCUCUAGCAGUGGGCAUAAAGACAUUGUGAAACUGCUUCUGCGUCACGGUGGAAACGCCUUCCAGGCCAACAAGCGUGGGGAGCGCCCAGUGGACGUGGCAGACUCCCAGGAGCUGGAGCAGCUAUUAAAGGGAGAGGUGCCAUUGUCGGACCAAGACGACAGCUCUUCAGAGUCUGAAGACCCACCGUCUGUUAAUCCAUCCAGCGUGGAUGACAACAUGGAAGACUCUGAUACUGAAAAGGACUCAGAUGGCAAACCGGCCACGAAAGCAUCAUCGUCCGUACCAGGGCUGGAUGAGUACGAGUUCAAGGAUGAGGAAGAGGAGGAGGAUCUCAGUAAAGCUCUCAACGACAGACACAUCCUCCGGAGAGAACUACGGCAGCGGGAAAAGGAGGACAAAGAUAGGAAUCAUGUUGCAGGAAAGCAGAGUGGUAAGGGGGACUCCUCCUCAAAGUCAAAGAAGCAGAAGACUUCUCGUGUCCACUGCAGUUCGGAUACCUCCAGCGAUGAAAUGGAGAGCCUUUCAGAGAAAAGGAACUCACCCACCUGCUCUCAGAGCUCAGAGAGUCUCAAGGUGGACACUAGGUCUAAAAAGGACAAUGCUGAGCAAAAGGACAAAGGUAAAGUUAAGAGGAAGAGUAAGAGCCAGAAUAAAAACAAAGAGAACCAAGAGGAUGGGAAAGAGAACAGCAAAACUUUGGUCUUGUCUCUCGCAACUGUGUCCGAGAGCACAGAAAAGGGUCGGGAGGAAGACUCCUUCAAGAUGUCUUUCAGUCCUAAAGAUGACUCAUCCGUCCACCUCUUCCAUUUGUCAUCCAUCAAAUCUCCUAAACUGAACCACAGCCUGACGGAUAAACAAACACCACUCAAACAAGAAAAUACUAAGAUGUGCGUUUCUAUCAGUGACGGCUCAUGUCCAGUGGACACAGUCAAAUACAACCACUACACAGACGCAGACUACUGCACUGAAGGUUCCAGCACCAAGGGGUGUAAGCACAAGGAAAAGAGCAAACAUCAACAGAAGGACUCUAGUGUAGACGGGGAUGACGGUCAUUCGAGCCCUUACAAAGAUGGCAGCAUAGGAAACAGUAUAGACAGCACUGAAGGUGCCUUACGGAAGACUGACUUAGACGGCAAAGUAGUGAAGAAGCAUAAACUUAAACACAAGGAGAAAGACAAACACAGGAGGGAAUAUGAGGCAGAGCGGAGCCGCCACAGGCAGAAAGAGGCGAGGAAAGACAGCCACAGGAAUUUGGAGUUUGACAGAGAGUUCUGGAAAGAAAAUUUUUUCAAAAGUGAUGAGACAGAUGAACCUCUGCCAGUGAAAAAGGAAGGUGAGGACACCAGCUCGCUUCAGAAGACCUCCGAUUCCUCUCCUGUCAAAGAUGAGAGAAACACAAAGGAGAAGCACUCCAGUAGUAAAGACAAGAGGCAAAGAGAGGAGCGAGAAAAAGACAAGGCCGUGAAAAAAGAGCGGAAGGAUGCUGCUGGUAAAGAGGAUAAGGUAAAGGAUUCGAAGCUGAGUGAGCGUGACGAGAGGGUGGACUGCCACGGCUCAGGGCGGAUUCCUGAUGAGUCGCUGCAGAGCAACAGCACGAAAGAAGAGACAGAAGAGAAACCCAUAAGUGGGAUCACAGCUGAUCAAGAACAGCUGGAGCCCUCUGAAAAAGGCUCACGCGAAAAAACUGACAAGAGGCUCCCAGGAAAGGAGAAGGAUUCUGAAAAAAUGGAAAAAAGGCAUCCUGACAAGGAAAAAAAGCACUCUGACAAAGCUGAACCACAGAAUUCAGUGGAUCGUUGGAAGGAAAAAGAGAGAACAUUAGCCAUUCCUUCCCACUCGCCUGGAGAUAAAAACUACAAAGAGAAUGAAAAACUGAAAUCUUUAUCAACAACAAAAAAGCAUGAAGACAACAGGAAAAAUAAAGACAAGUUAGACAAGCGUUCUGAAAGGGAAAGGCAGGACAGAGAGUAUAGUGUCGGGGAUCACAGAGAAAAGGAUCGCACAAACUCCGAUAAGAAAGGUAAACCUCUGGAGAAGACCACAGAUCAUAGUAAAUCUGAUCGCUCCAAAGAAAAGGACUGUGACAGGAAGAAGAGAGAUAAAAUAAAAGAUGGAACGAUUUCCUCAAGCUCUAAUCUGAAAUUACUUUUAGAGGAGAAAAAGAGCUAUCUGUCUGAGAACAGCAAGUCCUUAUCUACAAAAUCAAAGGAGGAGGUCGUGAAAACACCAGAGAGGGACCGCGACCGGAGAGACCGGGACAGAGACUCAGAGAGACACAAGGACAAGGAUAAAGACCGGCACAAAGAUCGCUCCCAGCAGGCCAAGAUCAGCAAAGUCAAACCCAACGAGAUGGAUGCAGACAAGGCCAAAUCAAAAGCCUCGCCAGCAACACGAGACACCAAGCCCAAAGAAAAGAGGCUUGUGAACGACGACUUGAUGCAGACCAGCUUUGAGCGCAUGCUCAGCCUGAAGGACCAGGAGAUUGAGCAGUGGCACCGGAAACAUCUGGAGAAAAUCAAACAGAAAGAGCGGGAAAGGCUUAAACAGCGACCUCUGACAGACCCAGGGAAGCCCAAGCCCAAAGACAGAACAAAGACUGAACCAUGUUUGAGUAAGGAGCUAACGCGCUCAAAAAGCUCUGAAGCCUCUGAUGUCCACAGCAGAGAGAAACCCCUGAAGGACGGCACCAGCCCCAGAACAAUGUCGCUUGAUGGAAAGAGUCUGCCCUCUAUCAGCGCAAAGGUCAUGUCUGCUGUGGAAAACUGUUUGACAAGAUCACCCAGACCAGAGAGUGAACGCUGUGGCCUCAUGUCCAGGUCCGUGUCCUUAGUCUCCGUCGCUAGCUCAGAGGAUUCAUGUCAGGCUACAACAUUAACACCCAGACACGUCGAAUACGACUCUGACAUGAAUCUGGAAGCCUCAGACUCUCAACCUGCAUUCCUCCAGUCUUCCCUCGUCAUUCAGGCCACCAGAUCGCCAUCUGUUCAUGAUAAAGAUUGUAACAGUCUUCCAGAUGUGCCGCAAAGUAAUCGGACGCUGCUGUCCGGCAGACACGAAUCUCCAUACCUCAGGGCUAUUCUGGACGAGGACGCCAACUCGUCGACUGAGGGGAAAGCUGUUGAAAGUCUACCCAAAUCCAGCCUGCCCGCUGAGGAGCUGAGAACAAGGGAAGCCUCAGCAGAAACAGAAGAGAGCCUCAGUGGUCAACAGUAUAUGAAUUCAGUGGCUGAUUCAUUCACAGAGAGAGAAGGGAGCACUCCUCGUUGCUUGACACCACACACGUCAAACAAAGAUCCUCCGAAUAAAAACCUGAUUCCACAGUCCAGCGUCUCACAAUGUAGUGACUCUCCAACCGGAUCGACAGAGCAGAAAGCUCCUCCCUCCUCUGAAUCUCCUGUUGUGAAGGACGUCCAGUGUCUGACGGAAAAUUCCCAGGCAGAAUGUAGUAACAAGGAUUCUGAUCAACCUUCAGUCCCUACAGCUUCUGUAUCGGCUGAACCAUCAGUGCUCACAAACACGAAAACCUUCCAGCAGAGAGAACCACUCCCACCCUCUGGUGUGGAGACAGAGAUGGGUACCACACAGGUUUCUGACCACAAAGAGAAAUCUCUUGAGAACACUGAUAGACCAGAACCAGAGAGCAUGGAAAUUGUUCCCGAAAGCUUCAGAACAGAAGGGAUGGGAAGUCCUGUACCGUCCACCAGCUCACACAUUCUCAGCUCCACUGCAGGGGAAUCUUUACCAGGUUCUGGCAAAACGAACACUGAGUCCAAAUGUUCUCAAGAGGAUAUGGAUGUAAAUAACCACGACAGCAAGAAAUCAAAACCUUCUAGUGACACUGCAGGCCCAUGUCUCGAUAUUCAGAUGGAGAAAAAAGACAGCAUGCCCUGUGCGAGCCCUGAAAGCAAGGCUGAAGGGACGACUGACGUCCCGCAGAGCUCAGAAAACAGCAGCGGUGUUGCUGUUUCUGUUACAACGGAAGGUUCGUCAGUCGAGGGCAGUGUGGCUACUGAGGGCCCGUCUGAAUUAAAAGCAGAGUUCUCCUCAGAGCCGAUGGAGGUGACACCUGCUGACGAAAAACCCGAGUCAUCUUCAGCUGGAGAAGAGCCAAGUCAAAGCACCGUCCAGCCAGCAGCUCAGACCGACGUCAGCAGCAACACCUCAGGGAGCUCCUCUCCACAGUCUGCAGACCGGGAAUCUGAUUCUUCAGGGGCUAAGAUGAAGGUUCGCUCUGCUGACGAGGAGGUGGACGUCCAUGUUCCCCAUCCACGCAAGAGAAAGAUGCCUAAAGUGUCGAACUCCCAACCUUGCUCUACGAAUCAACAGGAGAAGGAGAAGGGACAGCAGUCUCUGGCUGCGAUUGUGGACUCUGUAAAACUGGAGGAGAUUCAACCCUACCAGACAGAGAGGGCCAACCCUUAUUACGAGUUCCUGCACAUCAGAAAGAAGAUCGAGGAGAAGCGCAAAGUGUUGUGCAGCGUCACCCCCCAACCACCACAGUAUUAUGAUGAAUAUGUGACCUUCAAUGGGUCCUACCUCUUAGAUGGGAACCCACUCAGCAAGCUCUGUAUACCAACGAUAACUCCACCUCCGUCAUUACCUGAGCAGCUGAAAGAGAUGUUCAAACAACAAGAGGUCGUCCGCAUGAAACUAAGACUACAGCACAGCAUCGAAAGGGAAAAGCUGAUUGUUUCAAACGAGCAGGAAGUCUUACGAGUCCAUUACCGGGCGGCAAGAACACUAGCCAAUCAGACUCUGCCUUUCAGUGCCUGUACAGUUUUACUGGAUGCUGAAGUGUACAACAUGCCUCAGGACGUCCAGAGCGAUGAUGGCAAAACCUCAGUAAGAGACCGAUUCAACGCCCGGCAGUUUAUGUCCUGGUUACAAGAUGUUGAUGACAAGUUUGAUAAACUGAAGACGUGUCUUCUAAUGAGGCAGCAGCACGAGGCGGCGGCGCUGAACGCCGUGCAGCGUCUAGAGUGGCAGCUCAAACUGCAAGAGCUGGACCCGGCCACCUACAAGUCCACCAGCAUCUUCGAGAUCCCCGAGUUCUACAUCCCGCUCGUGGAGGUCAACGACGACUUUGACCUCACCCCGAUAUGAGCUGCAGGACAGACGUGCUUUGCCACAGCGGCGGCCAUAUCAAGGGAGACGAGCGGCAGCCCGCACAUUCGAGGAAAAGGAAAGCAAAAUGUGAAGCACUUAGAACGUGGCGGCAAUAUAAAAGAGCACUUAGAAAAGAGACGAGUUUUCUCCAGAGCUCCUAAAGUCCAAACAGACACGCCCACCACAAGGACAGCGAGCGUGGACCGACCAGGAAAAAGGGGGUCCAGGCCACAUGUGAAGCCCAGGGGGCAGAGACCAAAAGCUGGGCCGGGAGCUGCAGCAAAAGGCAAAAGUGUGGACGACAACCACCUGUAACCGCUCCUCAUCAAUCUGGGUCACACAGAUGAAAGAUUUCAAUUGUUUUCAAAGUGAGUGUUCAUACAUUGUGUACAGACUGUGCUCUUAUUUUUUAACUUAUUUUAUACAUAAAUUGUGCAUUUGUAAAUAGCCAUGUAAUUAUUGUUUUAAACUUGUAAAAACAAAAAAUAAUAGAUAUUUUGAUUGUAAACUUGUUCUGUCUCAUGUUUUAAUGGACCAAAGUUGGUUUUUAUAUCGAGUGUCCUCUUUGUCUGUGACGUUCUUGUUGUCGUUGGCUUAAAAUCUUAAGCAUGUGUUGGCUUUUGUUGUGUUUUGUUUUUACUGUUCCUUCCUUCCUCAUCUGGAGUUCCACGCCACAGCUGGUGUUUUUUGACUUUGGCAAUUAAAUGCUGUGCAUGCGUUGCGUUGUUUGUACUUUUUUCCUAAAGAGCUGUACUGUGGACUGAAUUGUGAGGUUUACUGAAGUGUUCCAGCUUUUUUUUUUUCUUUUUUUUUUUUUUUUUUCCGCCAUUGUGUUAUGUCCUUUUUGCAGCCUCACUCCUCAUAUGUUGUCCAUUGUGUCUCGCGCACAUUAAAGUCUGUUGUGGCUUCCAAGGGAAAAAAAAAAAAAACACAUACUUUUACAGUUUCAAUGUGAGAUCACAACAAAUCCUAUUUUUUCAACAUAAUGCCUUUUGAACGAUAGUUCUAAAAAAUGUCUAUUUUAAUAUUUACUUGUUACAUGACUUGUACAUAUUUGUAAUAUA